Momordica charantia (bitter melon) is the source of this 1119-nucleotide messenger RNA. RefSeq lists its product as uncharacterized. The record is from RefSeq and is a predicted model, not a curated record. Lineage: Eukaryota; Viridiplantae; Streptophyta; Magnoliopsida; Cucurbitales; Cucurbitaceae.
GGUGGUUGGAGCUCAAUUUUCAAAUACAGGAGCAGCAGGAGCGUUGCUUCCUCUAAAUUAAAUGGGUAUGGCUCCACAACCACAACCUCCAUUUUCCUAUAAAAAUCCAAGGCUGCGUUUGAUGUUCCCCAUCAGCCAUCUCCUCCUCUUUCUGGUCCGGGUUUUCUUUGCUUCUGCGAGGUCUGCAAGAACCUCGCAGGAACAAAGAAACCCGUCAUCAUAUCCCAGCUGUAGACAGCCACACCCAUUUCGAUAACUGGGAGUUGGAACUUUUCUCUUGUAUACUCAAGAGCACCCGCACCAGCCUCAAGGCUCAGACCCUGCCACACUCAUUUCUUACAAUCACAAUCAAAAUCAAUCAUGGGUGUGAGAUCCAAGAGGCUUUGGAAUGUUCUCAAGGUGACCCUGAUUCUAAUGGCAAGAAAAGGUCUAAUCUCCAAGCGAAGGUUCAUCAUGGACAUGAAUUUGAUGGUCAAGAGAGGGAAGCUGUUCAAAAAAUCUGUGUCCAACUUCAUGUUCAGCGGCAGAGAUGUGGCACAUGGCAGUUUCGGCCUACAGGAUUAUGAAUUCUCCUGCAGCAACACUCCCAUUAAUCCUGUUUUUUCCCAUGUGUCAAAGCGCAGCACCAAAUACCACGCUUACUUCCCCUGUAUCAAUCUUCCUGUGGAAAUGGAAACAAAGCAGCAGCAACAAGAACAGGAAGAAGAAGAUGGAGAUGAAGAGGCCUACGCCUACCUACACCCACAACCCAAAGCCUUUACUUUUCAACCCAUGACUCCCGAGAAAGGAAGCCCACUCCUUUCCCCAUUCUCUGUACGAAUAUCCAACUAUUCCUCUGAGGAGGAAAAUGAAUGUAGCAGUGAAAGUGGACAAGUGGACAAUCAGGCUGAGGACUUCAUCACAAGGUUCUAUGAACAGCUAAAGAUGCAACGACGCCUGCAACUACUGCAAUAUACUUGAACUCAACCAACCUUAUUCCUCUCAAGUCGUCUGCUUUCCACUGAUGCAUUUUGUUAUUCUUUUGUCGCUUUCGACAAACUUGGGAUUUGAGAAAAUACAUUACAGGAUUCUACUUUUAUGAGUACAUCUGAGCAUUGAAUAACUAUUUAAGUUGUCGUU